Molecule: messenger RNA, 1887 nt
Organism: Pisolithus orientalis
Lineage: Eukaryota; Fungi; Basidiomycota; Agaricomycetes; Boletales; Pisolithaceae
Product: Dbl homology domain-containing protein
Exons: 7
Coding region: 97-1887 (596 amino acids)
Biological process (GO): positive regulation of Rho protein signal transduction
Molecular function (GO): guanyl-nucleotide exchange factor activity
Source: RefSeq, a predicted model, not a curated record
AUAGGGGCUGCCUUCCAACGGAAACGACAUGAAUCUCUACCUCCUGCACAUGAACCUCUGUCUUGUGCGAGGCAUUAGGAACUUCCUCCGGUCCCCAUGAUGGAAUUCUCAGAGGAUCCGGAGGCAACCAGUCGCACAGGUACUAACGCCAGGCUCUCACCCAUGUGCGAAAUACUCAGUACGUCCGUUCAACCCACACACCUCAGGACGACCUCAGACUCGAGUGGUACAUCGCGCGUCGGCGAUGCAUUCGAGCAUUACGAAACGUAUAAGAAGCUGCAUGGCGGACAAUCAUUAGCCACUAACCGGUUGUCAGCAUCUUCGUUCGAUACAGUCUCUUCGUUCGCAUUUUCAUCACCUCCUCGUUCACCUGCAGUGUCUCUGUCGCCUUCGCUGCGAGAUCGAGAACAAGAACGAGGUGGAGAGAGUCGUACGUCUUAUUUGCUGAGUUUUCAUGGACGUCACACGCGUUCUACUACGCCGGACAUCGAUCGCGAGCGCAAGAUUCCAAUCAUAUCUGGCCCCAUUCACACCUCGGCAUCUAAUUCAGUAGAACCACAUAACUCGACGACACGCGAUAACAGCCCAGCAUUUGGGACGUCAUGGGCAAGCCUCGUCGACCGGACUGCGCUCGAAGAAAUACCAGCUGUGGAAAGGAAACGACAGGAAGCAAUAUUAGAACUUAUCUCGACGGAAGCGGACUUUGUGAGAGAUCUCCAACUUAUCGUGGAGCUCUUCUAUUCGCGUCUGGUGGAUAUCCUUGGAGAGGAUUCGACGUCGGUCAUAUUUUCCAACAUCGAAGACAUCCUUCUUACGAACACAGCAUUCCUGUCUACUCUGGAGGAGCGACAGCGUGAAUGCCGACUCUACGUAGACCAUGUGGGAGACUUGUUAGAAACCUAUAUGCCUCACAUGCGAGUGUAUCUGGACUACUGUGUCAACCAAGCCAAUGCUGGGAAAGUGUUGCAAUCGCUUAGGGAUACCAACCCGGAAUUGUCUGCUCAGCUGCAAUGCCUCCGAGAGGACCCCUUGGCCAGGAAUCUCGACUUGUCCAGUUACCUUCUAGUACCCAGUGCGUCCAAUCACCUUCUCGUAGAAACAGGACCCAUUGGCGACUACUUCUUCGCAGUGCAGCGUCUGACCCGAUAUCCUCUUCUCAUCCGACAAAUUUUGCAAUACACUGACCCACCUGCGCCUUCACUCGAUCCAUCUUCGGUACCGCGCUUGACGUUGUCUCUUCCCACGGAGCACGCGGAACGCGAGUCGAUAGCGAAUGCUCUGGGGCACGCGGAGCAAAUAUUAGAAGAGGUGAAUGAGACAAUGAGAGAUCGGGAGAGCCGGGCGAGGCUUGGCGAGGUGAGCAGAGAGCUAAGGAUAGGCAAGGAUCGUCUUGACCUCACGCUUCCGACUCACCACCUAGGUCCUCGAAAACUUCUCAAAGAGGGUGUACUGACGAAAGCAAAAAGCGGGCGUAAGCUGCGCGUAAUACUUUGUAGCGAUAUCCUCUUACUCUUCAACGAGUCCGGCGGUGGAGGGUUGUACCGCCCCCUCCCCGUUCACGAACUCGAAAUCUACACUGCACGAAACCGCGCACGUUCCGACGAUGCCUACAUACGCAUCCAUCGUGCCUACCCUCGGGGCGGAGAGACCCUCGUACUACGUGCUCCAAACGUCCGCGAAGCACGUGCGUGGACAGAAGCAGUCGCACAGGCGGCUGCGAAGGCGAGGGAGGGGAUCAGGGUGGCUGUCAGUGAUUCGCGGGGCACGGAGGUAGCGUUCGGAUCUGCCAUUGUUGGUGUGGGGAUGGGGCAUGUUGCAUGCGCGAGGACUCCUCGCGGGAGCGCGGAUGUUGGCAAUGGAAAUAUUUGGGUAGCCACUGGUAAAUGA